Anarrhichthys ocellatus (wolf-eel) is the source of this 5558-nucleotide messenger RNA. RefSeq names its product epsin 1b (gene epn1b). Gene Ontology annotation, molecular function: clathrin binding; phospholipid binding. NCBI's taxonomy places the organism in Eukaryota, Metazoa, Chordata, Actinopteri, Perciformes, Anarhichadidae. The record is from RefSeq and is a predicted model, not a curated record. Gene Ontology annotation, biological process: endocytosis. Gene Ontology annotation, cellular component: clathrin vesicle coat; plasma membrane; endosome. The transcript is spliced from 11 exons. Bases 775 to 3594 code for a protein of 939 amino acids.
UGCUCUGGCUCUCAGUGAAAGUGAAAUGCCCGCACCGAGCGACACCAAACACCGUUAAAGCCAUAUUACAAAGCGCCGUCAACGACCCGGCGGUUAUUCCUUUACCUGUAUGCGCGAUUUGACGCUCGCGGCGGGAUGCGAUAAACGUUGACAUCGGGUUUUACGCACAGGAUCGACUCGUACUCGCCCUCGGCCGCCAUCUUGAUUCAACUGUUAUUGAUGUGGGAGUAGUGGUUGUGACUCAUUUAUUCUCUUCUUUUCUGAGAGGGGGGUUGUGUGUGUGUGUGUGUGUGGUCUGCGUCCAAACCGUCAGAACGCCGUCAGUUGAAGCAUACCCCACUAACCAAAAUGCAUCUGAAAUGUUAUUAAACGUAACGAUACUCUCAUGAAAUUCCUUCAAAUUGUAAUUUUAUAGGAAAACUAAAUAAUUUCCUGCUAAUUUAUUUUUCAGUUGUAUUAUAAAAGACGCAAAACUGGUGGACAGACAUGUAUAUUUAAUUGAGAAUAUAAAUAAUAAGUUAAAAAAAAAAGCACAUCGUGAGGGGGCGUGGACUAGCAGGUGGUGCUGAAAACUGCGGAAGCGGAAAUCGUCGUCGUGUCCAGGAUUCUUCGAGGAGAUCUGCUCAGGCUGUACGAUCUGGUUUCUGAGCAUCCGGAGACAAGUCAAUGCAGUCAGAGAGAAGAUAAGAGCAGCAGGAUGUUCACUCACUGAGCCAGCACUGAAGAAACAUACAAAAAUACAUCUUUGACAGCACAGGCGUUAUAAAAGACACCAUGACGUCCUCUAUGCUCCGCCGACAGCUGAAGAACCUGGUCCAGAACUACUCUGAGGCCGAGGUCAAGGUGAGAGAGGCGACGUCUAAUGAUCCGUGGGGCCCGUCCAGCUCUCAGAUGGCCGACCUCUCCGAUCUGACCUACAACGUGGUGGCCUGCAAUGAGAUCAUGACGAUGCUCUGGAAGCGCCUGAAAGACGACAAGAACUGGAGACACAUCCACAAGUCCCUGACACUGCUGGAGUACCUGUUAAAGACCGGCGACGAUCGUGUGCUUCUGAAAAUGAAAGACAGCAUCUACAUCGUCAAAGCCCUCACAGAGUAUCGCUUUGUAGAAAAGGAUGGCAAGGAUCAGGGUGGAACUGUGAGAGAGAAGGCCAAAGUUGUCCUUGUUCUCAUGGAGGACGAUGAUAAACUGAAAGAGGAGAGAGACUUUGCCGUCAAGACCAGAGAGAAGACUUCAAAAAAUGCUGCUGCCUCAUCUGCUGACGCCAUCAAGGAUCCCAGCUACAAGCCAUGCUACGUUGGCGGGGCCGCAGGGCUUCCAUCCUUAGACAACAUACCGUCAGUGGCCGACUUGACCGCUUCCUUCGCUGCCCGCAAAGAGGAGCGUCUAAAGCAGGAAGUUGAGAAGAAAGAAGGGGAGAGGAGGGCCAAGUUGAGUGAAGACGAGCUGAAAUGGGAGGAUGCAGGAAAAGGCAAUGAUGAUAAAGGAGGUGCUUGGGGAGGGGAGAAAGCAGAGGAGGAGGAAGAGGAGAAGGAGAAACCAGAGGCAUGGGGAGCCCCGAAAGAACCUAAAGAAGCCGCAGGUCCAUGGGGCGCACCCUCAAAGCCUGACACAACUGACGCACCCGCCAGCGGUGAUCCUUGGGGGGCUCCAACUAAAGCUGAUGAGGAUCCAUUUUCAGCACCAAAAACUGAUGAAGAUUCAUUUGCUGCACAAAAGAAUGGAGAAGAUCCUUUUGCAGCUCCAAAAGAUGAACCCGAUCCAUUUACUGCAUCAAAAGGUGACCCGUUCAACGCACCAAAAGAUGGUUCAGACCCCUUCAAUGCACCCAAAGACAAGGAAUAUCCAUUUGCUGCUCCAAAAGAUAAACCAGAUCCCUUCAAUUCGUCUAACAAUGAUCCAUUCAACGCCCCCAAAGACGAUCCAUUCAAAGCCCCCAAAGACGAUCCAUUCAAAGCCCCCAAAGACGAUCCAUUCCACUCCCCGAAAGACGAUCCAUUUAACGCCCCCAAAGACGAUCUAUUUAACGCCCCCAAAGACGAUCCAUUCAACUCCCCGAAAGAUGAUCCAUUCAACUCCCUGAAAGAUGUUCCAUUCAAUGCCCCAAAAGAUGAUCCAUUCAACUCCCCCAAAGAUGUUCCAUUCAAUGCCCCAAAAGAUGAUCCAUUCAACUCCCCCAAAGAUGAUCCAUUCAAUGCCCCAAAAGAUGAUCCAUUCAAGGCUCUAAAGGAUGAUCCUUUUAAUGCCCCGAAAGAUGAUCCCUUUACUGCACCAGCAUCAACACCCCCUAAAGAAGACCCAUUUGCAGCACUAGCAUCAUCUAAAGAUGACUCCUUCACUGCUGCAACACCACCACCCAAAGAGGAUCCUUUCUCUGCAUCAUUCAAACCCACAAAAGAGGACCCCUUUGCUGCACCAACAACACCCCCUAAAGAGGACCCAUUUACAGUGCCAUCCAGUCCACCAAAAGAUGAUGCCUCCGAUCCCUUCAAUGCCCCUCCAGUGAGCUCGCCUCAAGGCAGUGCAGAUGCGUGGGGAGCCCCUGCUAGCUCUCCGCCCACUGACGGGGCAGAUCCCUGGGGGGCGCCGUCUGCUCAAGAGGAAACAAAGGGCGGAGAUCUCUGGGGGGACGGGACAAGCGCCUUCUCACCUGUUGAUAAUUCUGAUGCAUUUGGAGAUUCAUCCAAACUGGACAAUGACCCAUGGGGAGCUCCAGCUGCAGCUCCAGUCAGCACAGAUGAUGCGUGGGGUUCACCUGCUCCACCCUCAGACUCCUCCCCGGCUAGUGACCCCUUUGGCGACGGAGCAUCUAAAACAGGUGAUCCUUGGGGUGCGCCGAGCAACGCAUCGAGCAAUGGGACAGGGAAGCGAACCGCGCAGGAGGAGAAGGCGUACAGAAAGACUGCUUCGUUUCUGGGCUCUGCGGGCGCGUCACUCGUCGACUUGGACGAUCUAUUUUCUUCUAAUCCCGAACCCAAACAGCGCUCCCUCCCCAACACGCUCGUCACCCAGACACAAGCCAUCGGCGCUUUCAAAGCCCGGGGCUUGACAUCUGUCCCCGUGGUCAGAUCAGGGGCUGUUACAGGGUUAUCCCUUCCUGAAACAUCAACCCCGUACUGCAGUCCGUUUGGUUCCACCCUCGCUCCCUCCUUUGGUGCACCUUCUUACACUUUUGGAGCUGCUAAACCUUCCAGUGAAUCUCCCUUACCGUCCUAUUCCACGAGAGUUUCUCAUUCUGGCUUAAACAUGCUUCAGGCAGCUCAGGUGGCUCCCCCAUGUUCAGGAACCGGAAUGGUACAAUCCGUUUCUAUGGGAGGGAGUCCACAAAUGGGACUGAGCAUGAACCCCUCCUUUGGAGGACUGGGAAUGGUGCAGUCUGGCUCUCUGGUGGGGAUUCCUUUGACAGACCCCCUCUUAAUGGGAACAGGAAUGGGUCAGUCCAGUUUCUUUGGAGGGAAUUGCCAGACAGGGGGGGCUCACUUGGGAGGUUCCACUCCACAGGCCGGGGGGAGAGUCCCCUUCCAGCCACAGUUGCUCUCAGGCAAUGGGUCGGGUGACACGGUGAACAAAAACAACAAUCCAUUCCUGUUCUGACAGCUUGACAUGGAAUAUGUCCUGCCAGAUACAUGUAUAAGAUUAAAUGACCGCAAUUGGUAGUUUAACAUGUUUUGGCCCUCUCAACCAUUUUUCCAAUUAUAGCCCAAAUACAUUCGAUUGCUUUACUACGUAUCUUCAAGGCAGUCAUUGAGUUUUACGUCAUAAUAUUUUGUCAGCCUUACAAUAUAAUCAAAUGGUAUUUAAUUUUUCUUGUAGGCAGGGACUGUCAGGACAACUCGUAUUGGUAGACUUGUAAAAAACGAUUUUGUGAAUUUGGCCAUUUCUUGAAUUGAAAUGUUGUUUUUCAGCGACCGACUCUUAAAAAUCAGAUGUCAGAAUAUGUCCUUGAAUGCACCAAGAAAGAGGACUAGUUUAUAAAACGUAUUUAGUUGUGAGAGUCCCUGCUCCUCUGAUUCACGCUGUGACAAUGACAUAAUGGGUGGUAUGAAAUCACAGGCAGGCUGGUGAACCUUGUAUGCUAUACUUUUGGAAAAUGAGCAGUAGCAACGUUCAUACAACUCGUAAGGCUAAAACAUGCAGAAACACUUUUAUAAUCCUUUAAUUAAACCCGUCAGCUCCUCCACUUACCUCCCCUUGAGAUCUACACACGUCCAAAUAAAAUGACAGCCACGGUUAAAAUGUAUGCAACAUAGUAUAAUAUAAUAACAGAAACAUACACAAAACGUGUGUGAAAGGUCCGUAUGCUUCUGUUUCAAUGCACAAGUGUGAGAAGCAGAGAGCAUCCUGAGUGUGUGUCUAUGUGGAAAUACUGAAGAAUUACUGUUGACGUGAGUGUUGACCUGUAAAACAUUGACAGAGCUGAUGUGGGGAAGACGUCACUGUAGGUUUUCAUUUAUGUGUGUGUUUGUACAAGGAGUGUGUGUGUGUGUGUGUGAGACCUGCACGCACGCAGUACGUGUGUGUGUGUUCAGUAUAUAUUGUGCUGAUGUAAAUAGUGGAAGUAAUCACAGAUAAACCUUGAAAUAUACUGUAUAUUAGAGUGUUACAAUCAUGAGUAACUAUUUAUUGAUCUAUUUAUUGAUUGGUUGAUUAUUUAUUGAUGCAGCAACGGCCUCCAACAAAGACGAGUUCGGGUUAGCUUUCUUUACAGUGUCGUCGUCAUCGAGACGGGUUGACCGGAUUGUAUUGAUAAGAUUUCAAGCAUGAUUGGCUCCAAGCUGACUGUUCAAACACGGCGUUAUCAAUCAACUCAGUAACCAAUGGUGGCUUUUCUUUCUUCCCUGUUUAGAUUUGUAGUCGUUCUGGAUUCAUUGUGUAAUUGAACAUGUCCCCGCUGUACCUCCUGAAACAGAAAUGUGUUACUGUGUGAUGUUUAGCUGCAGUGUUGGCUGAAUAAAGUCUGAAUUUGAACAUACCAACCUCUUUAAUGUGCAUGCAGUCUGAGCCGAUCCUCCUCUGUAAGUGUGUGUGUGUGUGUGUGUGUGUGUGUGUGUGUGCCCCUCAUCUAUUUAGUGUGUGAGUGGCUAAUGACAUUUCAACACACACCUGCAUCUCUUUAUGUUCUUCUACGAAUGAAGAUACAUGUGUUGAGAGGUUUUGACUGAGAAAACAUGAACAGUAGCAGAGUUCACUGUCGUUUAUGAGACGUGGAAACAUCACAGCUCAGUUAAUCAAAGCCAGACACGACCAAUGAGGCGUCUAAGAGGUCACUCAGUUUUGAAUUGUUGCCGUUGUUUGUGUUUUAUGGGCCUCGUCGCGUCUUUUGUGUAUUUUUUUUUAUAUCUUUUAAAUAUGAAUUUUGGUGGAAGAUUUGACUGAAAGGAUCUUUGAGUUAUAGGAGGAAGAUGAGAAACUAGCCCAAAAUGCUAUUAGUAUGAUUUCCUCUCAUAUUUAAUUUUGUAUGAAAUUAAUUAAUUUAGCUGUGUAUUUAAACUUAAAGCUGUGUUGUAAACUGUGACAGUAUGCAGUACAUUUGAGAAAUAAAAUGAUACAAUAAGUGA